Molecule: messenger RNA, 6451 nt
Organism: Plectropomus leopardus (leopard coralgrouper)
Lineage: Eukaryota; Metazoa; Chordata; Actinopteri; Perciformes; Serranidae
Source: RefSeq, a predicted model, not a curated record
UUUUAUUGAUAUAUUUCUUUGCACCAUCUUUAUUUUGUUAAAUUUUUGUAUAUAGUAUAUUGUUUUCUUAGGGUGAGGUUGUAGAAAAGUCAAUUGUGCACAUGGAAACUUUUACAUCCCCUUUCUGUUUUUUUCGUGGUAUCCAAACGCGCAAAUAAAUACACCAAAAUAUACACUUUUUGUUUGUGGUUAGUCGAAACAAUCCAUAUAUGAGUGAGACUGUAGUAAAAAAAAAUCAAUUUAUAUUAGGAAUUUUAAAAAGCUUGAAGCAGUGUAUCACAGAUUAUGGCUCACACUGCCGCUCAGUGAUAAGAGCGGGUACUGCGUGAUGACGCGCCCUCCCUGCACUAGAUACGUAUCUCUACGUAACGACGUAAACACGUGCACUCCGCUGCUUCCAGGUUACAGUUUUUUUCAUCAACCGUCAUCCUCGCGCUCCAGCAUCACUCCCUGACAACAGCAGCGAUGGCGGAGCCCGUAGCAUCGGAUGCGGCGGCCACAACGGACGCAGCAGAAGCGACAGCAUCCCCGACCCCGGGCCUCUCUCCCGCGGCCAGCCCGGGCUCGGAGCCUCCAUCCAUGGCUCUGUCCCCAACGGCGGACGGCUCCCAGCGACUACUCUUCUCCCACGACCUGGUCUCCGGGCGGUAUCGCGGCUCAGUCCGGUUUGGCCUGGUACGGAUGAUCCACGGCGAGGAGGAUUUUAACUCAGACUCGGACCUCGACGAUGGCGGAGGAAGAGGCGGCGGCGGAGGUGGAGGCGGAGGAGGUGGCGGCGGAGGAGGAGGAGGAGGACGAGUCCCGUGUGGUUCGGACACUGAGAGCGCUGUGGACACCCCGAGUCGGCCUCUCUGUAGGGGAUUUGUCCGCGUCCAGUGGUACCCUGAAGGAGGAAAGCAGGACAUCAGGGAGACAAAGCUGAAACUUGAAGAUCGAUCCAUCGUCAUUCGAGACAUCGUGCGACGGAACAACUCUAACGACAACCAGUGUGGCAUUGUGACCAACAUUGACAUCGAGUGUGCAGUGAAACUAGUGGGAACAAGCUGUGUUCUGUAUCCAGUUAACAGCAAAGACCUGCAGCACAUCUGGUCUUUUAUGUACGGUGACUAUAUCGCCUACGACUUCUGGCUGGGGAAAGUGUAUGACCUGACUAAUCACAUCAUCCUCAAGCUCUCCAACGGAGCCAGGUGCUCCAUGAGUGUGGAGGACGGUGCCAAGCUUUACGACGUCUGUCCACAUGUCAGCGACUCGGGUCUGUUCUUCGAUGAGGCGUAUGGUUUCUACCCAGGCCAGGUCCUGAUUGGUCCGGCUAAAGUCUUCUCUAACGUUCAGUGGCUUUCAGGAGUCAAACCGGUCCUCAGCCGGAAGUGCAAGUUCAGGGUGGUCGUAGAAGAGGUAAAAGUGGUUGAACUGAAGGUGACAUGGAUCACGAAGAGCUACUCUCCCAAAGGUUCAGACAGCGUCUAUCCGCCUCCCUCCACCAUCACACAGGAGAAUCUCUGCCGGGUGCGGCGUCUAGGGUACUACGACCACACCCAGAGGCAGCUGGGAGAGAGGGCGCUAUAUGUUUUCCCAGCUAAGGGGGAUGCCACGCGCAUUACCUGUGAAGGACCGGAGGGUGCCCCUGUCCUUCCCGAAGACCCCGUGGCCAGAAAGUUGAAAAGGAUGUUCAAGAAGGAUUUGGGGAAGAAGACGGAGAACACCGACGCGCAAGGGGAGCACAAAUCAGAGCAGACAGACUCGUCUCAUCCCAACAACAACAACGGCCCCGUGGUGCCCAUCCAGAACCCUCUGGACUCCCAGAACACCAACGACACCUCGGCUGAACACGGAGAGCAGGACGCUGACGACGAAGCUGCAGAAGACACUGACGAUACCAGCUCUCUGACGUCAUCGGCCAGCUCCACAGCCUCUUCUCAGAGCGGCGGUCUGGGAACCAACCGUAAGAAAAGCAUCCCGCUCUCCAUCCGCAACCUGAAGAGGAAGCACAAGAAGAAGAGGACCAAGUUCUCCCGCGAGUUCAAGCCUGGAGACCGGGUUGCAGUGGAGGUUGUAUCCACAAAGACGACGGCUGAUGUGAUGUGGAAGGACGGGCGGGUGGAAAAGGGGAUCCGAUCAAACGACCUCAUCCCCAUUCAGCAUCUGGACAGCCACGAGUUCUGCCCCGGGGACUUCGUAGUAGACAAACGGCCCCAAGCCCUUCAGGACCCGGGAGUGUACGGUGUGAUCCAGUCUGGUGAUCACAAGGGCAGAACAUGUGUCGUCAAGUGGAUCAAACUCAACUCCAGCAGCGACGACGUGGAGGUUAUCGGUAUGGAGGAGGAUGUCAGCGUGUAUGACAUCGCAGAUCAUCCAGAUUUCCACUUCCGCACCACCGACAUCGUCAUCAGAAUAUGGAACUCAGAGAACGGACACAACGACUGCGAAAAUGAGACGUCAGUCGGCCAGGUGUCCAGGGUGGAUGUGAGCAGUAAAGUGGAGGUGGUGUGGGCGGAUAACUCCAUGACAAUCGUCCUGCCGCAGCAUCUCUACAACGUGGAGUCUGAGAUCGAGGAGACCGACUACGACUCAGUGGAAGAGACGAGCAGCGUCCUGUCCACUGAGGAGUGGGAGGACGAGAGCGACAGCUGGGAGACAGAUAACGGUCUCACCACUGAGGACGACAGUCACGUCAACAAUGCAGAUGUCAUCGACACGGCUACCCCGACCCCCACCCCCACCGGCUCCUCAACGUUCAUCAUCCCCCCUCAGGAGGGCAGCAAAGCUGGGGUCACCAGUCCCACCAAAGGAGCCCCUGGAGAGGAGGGAGAGGCGUCUGUGGCUGCUGCUAGCCCUGCUUCUGGAGGAGGAUCUUGUUUUACACUUCUAAAUUCUGCUUGCUUAGGAACGACUCCAGGAGCAGUGAACGGAGCGGAGAAGCCCAGUAAAGAUGGUGCCUCUCGGGGCUUCAGGGAGCUAAAAGAGGCCCUGAAGAUCCUGGAGAGCCUGAAGAACAUGACCGUGGAGCAGCUCUGGACUGGCGGUUCCCCGACCUCCCCAACCUCCGCUGAACCUGCUUCCACAACGAAUGUAGCGAGUUCAGUGACGCCCACUGCCCCCGAGAAACCGACCAAGGAGAAACGCUUCCUGGAUGACAUCAAGAAGCUGCAGGAGAACCUGAGGAAGACGCUGGACAACGUGGCCAUCGUGGAGGAGGAGAAGAUGGAGGCUGUGGUGGAGGCAGGGGGGAGUGGAGGAGCGGGGACAGAGGUAGAGAGAGUUGGAGAAGAAAAGCCCCAGCAGGAGCCUCAGACACCCGUGGGUGGACAAGAGUGGCCCAGCGAGUUUCUCAGUGACACACCAGUGCUGUGCCAACAGAGUGGUGGUAAACCUGGCGUCACCUUCACCAGUGCCAAGGGAGAGGUGUUCUCUGUGCUGGAGUGGGCACCAGACACACACUCAUUUAAGAAAAUGGAGUUUCAGCCAGCGGAGGCAAAGAAGUUCUUCAGUACAGUGAGGAAGGAGAUGGCUCUGCUGGCAACGUCAUUGCCAGACGGCAUCAUGGUCAAAACAUUUGAGGAUCGCAUGGACCUUUUCUCAGCCCUGAUCAAAGGGCCGACUCGAACGCCCUACGAGGACGGUCUCUUCCUGUUUGACAUCCAGCUGCCAAACAUCUACCCAGCCGUGCCGCCUCUGUUCCGCUACCUGUCGCAGUGCAGCGGCCGCCUCAACCCCAACCUCUACGACAACGGCAAAGUCUGCGUCAGCCUGCUGGGCACCUGGAUCGGCAAGGGCACUGAGAGAUGGACCAGCAAGUCCAGUCUGCUGCAAGUUCUCAUCUCCAUACAAGGCCUUAUCCUCGUCAACGAGCCUUACUAUAACGAGGCCGGCUUUGACAGUGACAGAGGCCUACAGGAAGGAUACGAGAACAGCCGCUGCUAUAACGAGAUGGCCCUCAUCAAGAUGGUCCAGUCUAUGACGCAGCUCCUCCAGAAUCCCGUGGAGGUCUUCAAACAGGAGAUCCAGGAGCACUUUGCUUCUAACGGCUGGCGGCUCGUCCACCGUCUGGAGGCUUGGCUCGAGCUGCACGACGGCGCUGAGCGAGGUCAGGCGGCGCACAGGGCUCACCACUCAAAAGACCGACCCUCAUCUGUGGAGCCUCUGGAUGAGCAGGGACCCGUGGCGGUGGCUCACAGCAGCCCCACUAAGCCCGGGGAGGAGGGGGUCACGGGAGUUAGCAGUAUUAUGGAGGAGGAGCUGGAGGAUUCAGGGCUGAGUCCCUCCACCACAGCCGCCUCUCUGAGCCACAACUCAGACUGCGACAGCACCCAGGGGAGCACCUCUCUGGGUGGUGAAAACAGGGGCGGCUCCUCGGUCGCCUGCUCUGUAGUCCGGGGCGGGACGUCAGAAUCAGGUCCAGCCACGGUUAGCGGAGGAGGCUCCACAGGAAGCCAGCCAGUGGUGCGACCAAAGAAACGGAGAAAGAGCUACCGGAGUUUCCUCCCUGAAGGCAGCGGCUACCCGGACAUCGGCUUUCCACUCUUCCCGCUCUCUAAGGGGUUUGUGAAGAGCGUUCGAGGUGUGCUGCUGCAGUACCGAGCUGCGCUGGCCGCCGCUGCCAUCACUGAGCACACAGAGGACAAUGUCUCUUCAGAUGAGUGUGAUGGCUAAAGAGGAGCGGACCUCACAUGCGCUCAACCAUUUGCACAAACCUUUGGGAGCUACCCUGUCACAUAGGAACCCUCAUCUGUUCAUGGACGCAGGUAAACACACGGAGCUUUUUACAGGAGGCCGACAAAAGUUUCUCUUUCGGCCUCAGCAGGACUUUCGGUGGAUGCAGAAAGGACUGAAUGAAAUGAGAAAUCAGUGCCAUGAACCCUCUUCCACCCUCCUCAUCCACCAGUCACCACACGGGUGGAGUUUUUGCCGGAUAAAACCACUCUGUCGUCUCAAUCAGCGUGACUCGUGAUUGUCGCUGCAUUUUGGACGAGGUCAAAAAUGGCUGAAAAACUGCAAAACCCAACUCUCCUGGCUGUCGGGUCGACUGCGGCUAACUGUAGCACUACUGAUAUUAUCGCUGUACCAUCCUGCACUACAAAAAACGAAUGGACAAUCUGGUCUGGGAGAGGUGAAUACACCAACCAGGAGGAAUCUUUUUAAAUAGAAAUCACUGGUUGUACGCUUUCUGCCAAAUUUUGUUCACACACACACACACACACACACACACACACAAUAUUCAAAGUACUGAAUGUCAGUAAAACUGCCAACCACAACAGCUUCACCACUUACCACUUCUUCCACUACACUUACUGGUAUUUUUCCUUCGCCAAUCACUCAAACUGAACCACGCAGCAAACAUCGAGUGACAAAGUUUACAUACGAAUCACCUCUGGAGGUCAGACUGCUGUUUUUGGUGCGCAGAUAAGCCAGCCAGGCACAGGACGACAGUCAGGUGGCUCUAUGUGAAGCUGUUUGUGCUCUAGUCAAAGCUUAACACAGCCGCCGCCUCCACAUACAAACGCUCACUUUCUGUAGAAUUUAAGUUCACCAAAACAGACCUGCUGUUUUGGUGCUUUGGUGUUCUGGUGUGUUUUGAGUCGUUUUACUCUCAUAGGUUGUAGUGUUUCCGAGCGGAUGAGCUUUACCCACUAUGCUCCACUUUUCGGUGACCGAGGUGAGCCCACAUCACUGCAAAUGACACAAUUUAAAGAGUAAACAAAAAAAAAAAAAAACAUACAGCAUCCAUUCCGUCAUCUCAUGUCAACAUGUUGCCUUACUUGAAUCGUUCUUAAUAAUCUCAGAUCAUUGUGUACAGAGCUGCUUGUGUCAUGCUUUAGACAUUAACCUAUACAGGCCGAGGCACUAAAAACCACUAAAACCCUGUUCCAGUGUUUUCCUCCUUGAAAUUGCAGAUCUCUGAUCAUGUUUCCCCCUUUAUCAUUUCUUAAAGGGACAGUUUACCCAAAAAUCAAAAUCAUUUUCCUCUCACCUGUAGUGCUAUUUAUUUAUCUAAAUUGUUUUGGUGUGAGUUGCCAAGUGUUUGCGGCUGUGGAGAUCGGCUGUCUGCCUGCUCUCAAAUAUAAUGGAACGUGUGGUGCUCAAUAUGCCAAAAAAUACAUGUAAAAUCAUGACCUGGUUCCAUGUAGGAAUUUGUUUUUUCUCUACUGAACUACACCGGCUUACCGUAUCACCACGCAGACGGAGGCAUGCAACUACUGCCAGCUCCCCUAGCACCACUGAGCCAGCAUACGUAAUGCUAGGUUCACACUGGACGCGGUAGCGCCCUGAUAUGUUAAUUGUUGUGUUGUCACCCGUCAGCAAUUGCCUGUCCGUUGGCACCAGGGGUGCCUUUGUCCACACCGGUCAGCAGCAGUUCUCAUUCUCUGCUCUUUUUUAAUCACGUGGAGAGAUCUGUCCCUGCCUCUCUGUCCCUGCUUGCUUGUGUGUCUCUGACUGUGUGUCAGUUUUUGUC